Molecule: messenger RNA, 423 nt
Organism: Prunus armeniaca (apricot)
Lineage: Eukaryota; Viridiplantae; Streptophyta; Magnoliopsida; Rosales; Rosaceae
Source: the annotation of a GenBank genome assembly
AUGACAAUAAACACUGUCCCCGUCAAAAUCUCCACCCGAUAUAAGAAGAAAGAAGUCAAAAGGAUGGAGCCAUCUCGAGAGGUGGAUAAACGUCGACGCACUUUGAAGGAGUUAGAGGAAAAAACGUACCCCUUCCCUGACUCCGAUGUUGCAGGUAUGCUUGAGGACUUGCUUGAAAAGAAGGUGAUCGAAUUGCCAGAAUGUAAGCUACCUGAGGAGAUGAGCCGAGUAAACAACCCUAAGUUCUGCAAAUACCACCGAAUUGUCAGUCAUCCGGUAGAGAAGUGCUUCGUGCUGAAGGAGCUAAUUAUGAACUUAGCCAGGCAAGGAAGGAUUGAGUUAGAUGUUGACAAAAUUGCAUAUGCGAAUGUCGCCACAAUUGUGUUUGGAUCCUUCGACCCAGUGCCAUUGCCCGUAUUGUGA